This is a messenger RNA of Australozyma saopauloensis, 1482 nucleotides long. RefSeq names its product glucan exo-1,3-beta-glucosidase (gene EXG2). Lineage: Eukaryota; Fungi; Ascomycota; Pichiomycetes; Serinales; Metschnikowiaceae. The record is from RefSeq and is a predicted model, not a curated record. The coding region runs from base 1 to 1482 and encodes 493 amino acids. Gene Ontology annotation, biological process: glucan catabolic process. Gene Ontology annotation, molecular function: glucan exo-1,3-beta-glucosidase activity. The transcript has a single exon. Gene Ontology annotation, cellular component: extracellular region; cell surface.
AUGAUUUCUUUCUGGUGUCUUCUUUUAUGGAUCACAACAACUUUAGCUUUCUCCAACAAUGGUUCAAGCGUUCAAUCCAAUUCUACCGUGAAUAUAACUUCGUUCUCGAAUGUAUCGUCACCUUUCGGCUACACCAAUGGUAAUACGUCCAACUCUUUCCAUUAUAGAGGUGUGGCACUCGGUGGUUGGUUGCUUCUAGAGCCAUGGAUCACACCCCUGUUGUUCAAUGCUACAAUCCCUGCCUCCGGCAAUACUUCUGAGAUGGCCGUGGAUGAAUACACUUUCUGUCAAGUUUUGGGCAAAGACGAGGCACUCAAGCGCUUGCACAAUCACUGGACCACGUUUUACAAUGAAUCAGACAUCCAAGAUAUUAAAAAUUAUGGAUUUAACAUGGUUCGGGUUCCAAUUGGCUACUGGGCAUUUGAAAUGCUACCUGAUGAUCCAUAUGUUCCUGGCGCCAGAGAGUAUCUUGACAAGGUGAUUAACUGGCUGCACAAAUACGAUUUGAAGGUGUGGAUUGAUGUACAUGGAGUCCCUGGUUCUCAAAAUGGGUUCGAUAACUCUGGCCGCUUUUUAAAUAACACACCAGGAUGGCAGAACAGUACUGAAAAUAUUGACCUUAGUCAUAGAGUGCUACGUAAAAUCUACACUAGAUACGGCAGUAGCGAGUUCUACAGCCAGUAUGGGGACACAAUUCUCGGUAUUGAGGUUGUCAAUGAGCCCAUGGGUCCCAAACUUAACAUGACUCAGGUGGCAGAUUUCUACGAGAAGUCGUACAAAGAUGCCCGUGUGUACUCGGACACCAACAACACCAUUGUCUUUCAUGAUGCAUUCCAACCAGCUGGCUAUUGGGAUCCAUUCCUUAACUCAACUGGGUCUGAACCAGGCCGCUUGAAAAACUAUAACAUUCUUAUAGACCACCACCAUUAUGAGGUGUUUUCUGCGGGAGAGCUUAAUUCGACCAUUUCAACACACUUGAAUAAUAUUCGCAAUUAUGCCAUGGGCAUCCAGAGAGAGGAACAAUCACAUCCUGCUGUUGUUGGAGAAUGGAGCGCUGCUUUGACCGACUGCACCCCUUGGCUCAAUUCUGUCCACUUCGGUACUCGUUGGGAGGGCACGUUCCCCUACACAAAUAAACCUAUCAACAAUAAGUACCUUGGCAAAUGUGCAAAUAUCAACAAUUGGGAUACAUGGUCCAAGCAACAUAAACGUUUCACUCGCAAAUACAUCGAAAUGCAACUCGAUCAAUACGAGAGCAAGAUGAACGGCUGGAUCUUCUGGACAUACAAGACCGAGAACUCCAUAGAAUGGGACUUCAAGAAAUUGGCCAAAUAUGAACUCUUUCCUCAGCCAUUUUCAAAAAGACAAUAUAUCGUCGAUGGUGUGGACACAAAACCCGAAACUGGUGCCUCAGCGAGGUUAACGCCCAAAGACUCUGUUACAGUCUUGAUGGUUAUGCUAUUAGCAGUAUUUUUAUUUUAG